Messenger RNA from Physella acuta, 396 nucleotides. RefSeq lists its product as uncharacterized. NCBI's taxonomy places the organism in Eukaryota, Metazoa, Mollusca, Gastropoda, Physidae. The record is from RefSeq and is a predicted model, not a curated record.
AUGCAUUUACAUUUAUUAAACAUUACAAAUGUAACAUUUCUUUUGAAUCUAUUUGUAAAUCACUUUAAAUUUUAUUUUUUGAUUGUAGAAGAAUUACCAAACCACAUUGUUGAUCUCAGAAAAGAAAGAGGUAUUUUGGAAGACGAACCAAACAGUAUAGAAGAAUCUGAGUCUCAAAAGAAAGAAAACUGUUAUACAUUACGUAGACGUGCUAUGUAUUUUUCUACAGCAGGUGUUAGUACUAUCCAAGAUCCAAGUACGUUUGAAGGCUCACCCCCAAUGUUAUUGUCUCCUCAGAUGUUAGAUGUUACUAAUAGAUUUGUGCGCGUGCAACAGUCAAUAUGCUACUUAGUUGCUAACAGUGAUUUUUACAUGCACGGUGAUUGCAAAUUUUAA